CCUACAAAAAGGAUGUGAGUCCUUGGACCCUUCCGGCUGGCUUUUGAUCGCCGAAGUCGAGAUCGAGAAAAAGCAGCAAUGUUAUAGUUGAAGGAUUCCUUUCAAUAUUUAGAUACGCUGCGCCUCCACCCACCUCUCCACCGAAUCUAUCGCGACUUCAUGUCUCCACCACCGACACCGACAGCUCACGCUCCACCACAUUGACAGCAUGCCUCGAAUACCGGAUCUGCUCUUCACUGAGUAUGGACACCUACUUCCUCGAGCCGGAAACGGCACGGGGCCUACGACAUUCCUUCGGCCAGUCUCAGACCAGCAAUAUGUGCUGGCGACCAGCUACCUUAUAAUUACGCCCAUUCUUCAACUGAUAGCAAUGUUCGUCUUCUUCGCACGGGUCUACACCAGAGCGCGUCCCACAUGGCGGUUUGGAAUCGAUGACUACGUCGUCUCGGUAGCCUUCGUGCUGAUGACCAUAAUGUGGGUCCUCCACUAUAACGUCGUAAGCUGGGCCUGGGGCUUCACCCACCCACCCUACCGAGACCUCUCCUCCAUCGAACACGCCGUCAAGCUCGGAACAAUCGCCCUCCCAUUCUGGGCCUGGGCCACCGGCCUCGUCAAAAUCAGCAUCGCCUGCAUGCUGCUCAAAUUCCAACAAGCGCGGCGCUGGCGCGCCUUCGUGUGCGCGAUCAUCGUCCUCAACGUCUUCCUCAUCGGAUUCAUGGGCGUCGCGAAUAUGUUUGCUUGCAUACCGUACGCAGCGAUCUGGGAUAUGACGGGGAAAUACAAGGAGACGAGGAAGUGCUGGGGCCGGGCAGCGAAUCUCGCGACCGUAUACGUGACGUGCAUCUGCAACGUGUGCUCGGACGUCAGUCUUUCCCUGGUGCCGCUUACCUUCCUGGGCAAAGUGCGCCGGCCGCUACGCGAGAAAGUGGUUAUAGGGACGCUCAUGGCGCUGGGACUCGUCGCGUCCGUGUUCUCGAUCGGCAGAAUGGUCAUCCAGCUGCGGAAAGACCACUUCCCGGAUAAGAGCGCGCAGGCCAUUCUCCAGGGCCUCCUGACGUGCCUCGAGGUACAGCACUCGCUUAUAGCGGCUUGUAUACCGAUGUUGCGCAGCUCGGCAAAUCGCUGGCUGUCGAGGCUCGGGCUGUGGCGCGGUUCCGUGGGCGAGGGUGGGACAUAUCAGCGGUAUGGGGAGGGCCGCGACGCGAGCGAAGGCAAAGCGGGAUCAAGACGUGUUAUGGAGCUGAAUGAAGUAUCAGUGGGUGGAGGUACGAUGCGGUCGGGCGCGCUAGAGUCGUCUCUGCGAGACAUCCGAGACUCGGCGCAUGAGUCUGGCCAGUUCAUCAUGGACCCGGUCACGGGCCGUAUCAUGCGCGUGACAGAUGUGAAAGAACAUGCGGAUUCGCCAAACGUCCACGACGAGUUCCACAUAGGCCCGGGGCAAAUUAUGCAGGACAAAUGGGAAUCGCAGAGGGAUAUUGGAUAUGCAUGGUAACGACGCUUGCCGGGUUUUUUGGGGGGUGGCGAAAAGGUCUCACGAGAUACAGGGAUACACAAGGGACAUAUACCACGGAUUGCAUUGCAUUGCAUUGGAUAGAUGUGGGUGUUUAGGCGUAAGGGCAUCCCACGAUGAGAGACUUUUCGUUUUGAUAUACAUUACAUGCUCACUAUCUUCGCAAUGUGGAUAUGGUAGUCUCCUUGGAUUAGAUCGAAGGAAUUGCCGCCUCUAAGCCAUCUCCGUAUCUUCGAAUAGAGAAUUAGGAUACUUCAGAG
This is a messenger RNA of Trematosphaeria pertusa, 1770 nucleotides long. RefSeq lists its product as uncharacterized. The transcript is spliced from 2 exons. The record is from RefSeq and is a predicted model, not a curated record. Bases 209 to 1492 code for a protein of 427 amino acids. NCBI's taxonomy places the organism in Eukaryota, Fungi, Ascomycota, Dothideomycetes, Pleosporales, Trematosphaeriaceae.